AUUAAAUUUUAUAUGAGUACUAUAUCAAAGCUUAGAGCCAAAAGAAAUCUAAUAACUAUUGUAUUUUAAAUCUAAUUUUAGAGUGAUAAAGCAGCUGAAAGAAUUACUGAACUUAUGAAAUAAUAGAAUAAUCCUACAAUUAAUGCAGUUAAAAUAGGAGUGAGAAAACGAGGUUGUAAUGGAUUGUCUUAUACAAUGAAUUAUUGUUCUGGACCAGAUAAAUUAGAUGAAGUUAUUGAAUCUAAAGGUCUUCAUUUUCAUAAAAACAUAGGUGUCAAAGUUAUUGUUGAUUCCAAAGCAGUCAUGGUCUUGGUUGGAACGGAAAUGGAUUAUGUUGAAGAUGACAUUAAAAGUGAGUUCGUUUUCAAGAAUCCAAAUUAGAAAGGCCAAUGUGGUUGUGGAGAGAGUUUUCAUAUUUGAC
Molecule: messenger RNA, 421 nt
Organism: Paramecium sonneborni
Lineage: Eukaryota; Ciliophora; Oligohymenophorea; Peniculida; Parameciidae
Source: the annotation of a GenBank genome assembly